Messenger RNA from Cygnus olor (mute swan), 5079 nucleotides. RefSeq names its product dehydrogenase/reductase 7B (gene DHRS7B). NCBI's taxonomy places the organism in Eukaryota, Metazoa, Chordata, Aves, Anseriformes, Anatidae. Gene Ontology annotation, molecular function: oxidoreductase activity. Gene Ontology annotation, cellular component: membrane. The record is from RefSeq and is a predicted model, not a curated record. The transcript is spliced from 7 exons. The coding region runs from base 2690 to 3721 and encodes 343 amino acids.
UCAGUUUGGCCAGGCAGUCUUUCUCAAGCUUGGCCGAGCGGGGAUUUUCCUUGCUCUGGGGCUCUUUUUAAGGCACCGUUUGAGUCCCUUCCUUGGAAAAUACCUGCAACUGGACGACCUAAUUAAAAAGGAUCUCCACCUUUGACUGACUGUUCCUUCUCGGCCUUGCUCCCCUCUUCUGUGCAGUCUUUCUCAUUCCCAUCCCCUACCUCCCUUCCCCUUUGUAUCAGGAGCAGUUAAGUACCUGUUGAUUCAAACUCCAGCCUGGAAGCUGCAGAAGCGGGCUGCAGCUGCUGACUGGGUUCACGGCUCGCUGCAGCCUUCAGGCAGGCAGAGAUCAGCUUGUUUGCCACAUUCCUGGACGUAAGGCGGACAGAAAGAAGAGAAAGCAAGACAAUAAAAGGCUCGGGAAGCUUUGCAAACAGAAAGGAUUAAAGGCAGACCUUUGGUUAUAACGUAGAUGAGCAACAACCGCCGCGAUUGAGGAGUAAGUUAAGCAGGCGGAACUGGUUCCCGCUGGUGAGCAAGGGGUGCUGCACGACCGGAGCACAGCUAGCUGUGCCCAUGGGCCUGGGGGCUCCUCCACCAGCCCCCGUGGCAGGGUUCAGUCCUUGCAAAUUCAACCUUUAAUUUCGCCAAAGAACAGGAAAAACCCCCGCCGCAGACAACCGUGGGAAUGCCUCCCACCGCCUGGCGUGGUUUAGUUAGGAAAAGGGGUCAGAAGAGCUCCCUCGGAGCAGCUCCGUUCCUCCGCUUUGCACCAUCUGCAUUCUACCAAAACCGGAAGCAAAGUUGGUCAGGGCCGGAUUUCUAAAACGCGUCAGCUUCGCCGUGGGCUCACGAGGGAAGUGCCACUCCACCUGCCUGCUCCCGCUUUGGAAAUAAUCAAAGGUCCUAAAUGGGAGCUGGAUAUUUUUGAUUCCAAAAUGCCCUGAAAGCCACGCUGGCCGAUGUCAGCACCUGUUGUCCCUGCCCACCUCCUGUCUUCCGAAUCUCACGAGAGCCUUAGGAGCAAAGAAGGACAACAGAGAGGCAGCUGCUUUAAGUGACCGGCUGCACGAGACAGUAGAAGCACCUCCAGCUUACCAAGCCUAAAGAAGCCAGCAGCCUUGUGUCUAAACAGCUCUUCCCCAGGAAUUAUUUUCUUGGGGGGUAGUUCCGCGCCCUUCUCACGUUAAACAACUCCGCCAGGCUGCUUUGUGAAUCAGUGCAAACCACACAGCGUACGCACGCUCAGCGCUGAGAGGUGGAGGAGUAAGACACUGCUCUGAACAGCUGGGUGCCGUGCUCGUGCGCUGCCUCGCGACGGAAUGAGUUUAAUCCUCCUCCUGGUCUCGGAUUUCUCACUGCGGGCACGCUCCGCGUGCCCCAGGGGACCCUGUGCCCUGGCCGUCUCUCUGCAGCGUGCGCAGCGUGUCACACAACGAAGCACUCUGUAAAGAUCCACGGGUUAGCUCGGAAAGCUCCAGAGUAGCUUGAGAAAAGCUGUGCGCUAGCUCGACAGUUUUGCUUUCGGAUCUUGUCAGGCUUAUUUAGAGCUAGGUGAGCUAUCUUUGUGGGAUUUUGUUCUAGCUGUACCUCCGCAAAUACUUUACACAGUUCGUUACUGGCUCAGCAAGCUGGCCUGCUCGCUGACCAGCUACCUGAGGAAUCCUGUCCAAGCCCCUGAUGGAAAUCCAGGCGAGCAUGGCAUUUUCCACAUCAGCUGUGUUCCACAACUAGUAGAGCCUCUGCCAUCCCUUCAGCCCCAUCCAAGCUCAGUACUACUUAACGACCCUGAUUAUGGCUUAGUGUUAUCACACACACGUCAUUUUCUACUUCUCGCGCUGUCCUUUUGUGUUUGAAGUACCGCACAAGUUGUCUGCCCGAUCCCUGCCAGUAUCUUCCUGGAGAAGCCCUGUCUUGCAGCGCUCAAACUAUCUGCACAACAGGGAAAAUAUGCUAAUACUUGGCUUUGGCUCUACGUGCAACCCAAAAGACGUACAGACUCGAGGAAGGGCUUGUAGCCGUCUUGCCGUUCCUCUGAAAACAAGCCUAAAAGCUUGGGGGUGCAUACAGUAGGAAACUCAGUGACCUUUUUCCCAGCAAAGGUAUCACUUACUCUUUGGCCACCUCGUAAGCUGUAACAUAAACUCCUCGCCUGAAGGCAAUGGCUUCGCAAGGAGAUUGGGGCUAGGCAUUGACAUCAGAACCCAGUUCCAGGAUGAGCUCGGUCUAGAAGAUACCUUCAGCUUGGGUUUCAGUCACACAGGUUUAGUUUCAGUGCAUCGGAACACAGGGCUCACGCUGCUAACAAACCGCACAAUUAACGUUGGCAUUAAAGAGCACGAAUGUAGGCUUUAGCCUGCUAGAUUGGACAUGUGGCUCCUCUAAAUCAGAUAACUGCUCUCUACCAGCGGCUUAUGAAAGACACAGGAGAUGGAGGCACAGAUUUCAGUGCAUUAAGCAAAUAAUGUGCUUGGAGAGAAAGCUUGUUCUGCGUCUCCUGAAUGGAGAGAGGGUUAUAUCCAUCUGGGAUGACGCACAGUAAGGGGUCUCUAGCACGUAGACACCGUAGCACUGGCUGUUCUAGAGAAAUCCAAGAGGUUUUAUUACGAUCAGAAGCAUGCAGAGACACAUCCCAGGCCUGAAGAGCUUUCAUUCUAAAUAGUUUGUACAAGGGACGGAAUUUAGAGCAAAACGGAAAAGCAUGUGGGAACAGCACCUCUCAGCCCAAGUUUGUUACGUGAUGCUUACAAGAUCCAAGUGUCCUGCUGGGAUGGUCAGGAAGACUGCUGAGAAAGGAAGACUCAUGGAUCUCACAUCCACCGUCAUCAUCCCACUGCUCUUCGGCAGCCUGGGGCUCUUCGCCCUUUUUCGGCUGCUGCAGUGGAUGCGGAUGCGAACUUACCUCCAGGGAGCGGUGGUGGUGGUCACAGGGGCCACCUCUGGCCUGGGAAAAGAAUGUGCAAAAGCCUUCCAUGCAGCUGGCUCUAGGCUGGUGCUCUGCGGCAGAGACAGCGAGAAACUCAAAGACCUGGCACAGGAGCUUUCUACCAUGACCAAUCACCGAAAGAACCUACACGAACCCCACACUGUGGUAUUCGACCUUUCGGACACCGAAACCAUCCUAAACGCUGCAGAAUUGAUCCUGAAGCACUCGGGCCACGUGGACAUCCUGAUCAACAACGCAGGCAUCAGUUACCGGGGCACGAUCGUAGACACGGGUCUGGACGUGGACAAGAAAGUGAUGGAAACAAAUUACUUCGGUCCUAUAGCCCUCACCAAAGCACUUCUCCCCUCCAUGAUCAAGAGGAGACGAGGCCACAUUGUGGCCAUCAGCAGCGUUCAAGGCAAAAUAAGCAUUCCCUUCCGAUCAGCAUAUGCUGCCUCUAAACAUGCUACCCAGGCCUUCUUUGAUUGUCUACGAGCAGAGGUAGAGCAGUACGAGAUUGAUGUGACGGUCGUAAGCCCCGGAUACAUUCAGACCAACCUUUCUCUCAAUGCUGUAACAGCAGACGGAUCUCGCUAUGGAGUUAUGGACAAGAACACCGCUGAAGGCCAGACAGCCGCAGAGGUCGCUCAGGUGGUUCUCAGUGCAGUGGGGCGGAAGAAGAAGGAAGUUCUCGUGGCCGGCCUGAUGCCCUCGCUGGCUGUCUACCUGCGAAAUCUCUUCCCCAGGCUCUUCUUCAACUUAAUGGCAACUAGAGCAAAAAAGGAGAGAAAAGCAAAGGACUCUUAGAGCUCAGCUCGUUCUCGAGCAGUAACUGUAGGGAGAGGCUAACCCCCUGCAGUUCGGCAGGGACGUCAGUGGAAGUGCUCCUGCAGGAAAAUCCUUUCUGAAAAUGCUGCAACUUGCCAUUGCAUGGAGAGUGGGAAGCCGUUUCCCUCACAUCAGGGCAGGCCCACGUGCCAGAAGACGGCACCUAAGCCUCACCUGAAGAAGGGUGCUUGGAACAAAGUAGGAGAGCUGAGCCUGCAGGGGAAGGUAACUCAAGGCACACACCUCACAGCAGGAGAGGCCCACGUGCUGGAAGGAGCACUGUACCUCACUUCACCCCAGGCACACUCAGCUUUACUGGCCUGCUACAAAUAAAACCCACCUGGUUUGGCUUUGUGCAAGCAGAUUUUAGCUUUCCCCACCCCACGGCCCCUGUGAAAUACAGGCCCCAGCUGGGAGCUCUCGUGAUCAAUGUCUCCUUCCCACUCCUUCCAAUCUUAUCCCAAACACAUUGCUUGAAGUGGAAAGCUUCAGAGCCUCUGCUUGUCAAUGUGCCAAAUCAUCUGAUACGCUAAGCUAAAACUAAUUCCAGUGCCACUUUUAAAAAAGUAACUGAUGUAGAAUGCACGUUUUAUUUGGCAACGAUGUUAUCUGCCUGAAUCAUGCCUUACUGAGGUGCAGAGCCAUCUCACUCUGCACUACCUGACAGUGCAGCAUUAACCCCAGCACAAGUUAAUGCAGAGGAAGCAUCAAAACAGAUUAAAACAGAUAAAAAAUAGCACGGCAAGGUAUGUUGUUGAGUGUAAAUACCAUGCCCCUGAUAGCACACCUGGUUCACCCGCAGGCCUAGGGCACAGAGUAGGUGUGACUCUUUAGACGCCAGGCACGCCGUCUUCCUGGCAAGCAAAGAAGAAUCUGUGUGUGUAGGGUGGACAACACGGGAGACAGGCCCGUAGUUCUCGCCUGUUUUCAAGCGAUCACAGUUGCCCGUUAGGGUCACAUCCAGUGAGGGGAGGAGAUCUGCCUGACCAGGUACCACAGGCUCCAGGGCGUUGAGCAGCCUGAGGGAGCGCCAUAUCCCUUUCUCCAUCCCUUCCCUUGGUUCCAUGCAGCAUAAAGCUUUUUCCUCCUCCCAGAGGAAGACAGCCUGCCCUGCCUGAUCCCAGCCACGCUGGGAAAGAGGAGCGUCUGGGCCGAGAUGAUUCAGAAAGGUUAUGAAUACAUCUGUGUAUUAACUGAAAUACAGCCUACGUGUGGGGGCCUGGAUCUAGACCCCUGCUGCCACCUCCACGCACUUCGCAGCAUUCUCCCUGCGUACUGCCUUGUAUGUCCUGCCCGUGAGUGCGCAUCUGAUGACAAAUAAAUUACGUUGCCAUGAA